UUUGAAAAUAUGGCGCGAACCUCCACGAAACUUUGGAAGAAUUUACACAAGCCUUUUUGAAUCCUCGAGGGUAAAGAAAAUGAAUAAAACUGAGGAAGGGACUUAAGAAGGAAAUUGAAGAUGUCGAAAUUUUGGCAACAUCCAAAUGUGAAUCUGUUUAAACAUUUUAACAUUGGAGAAUGGAAGAAAUGCUCCAAGGAAGGAGAGGUCUCAACUAUUAUGGACAAACAGGUGAAAGGCACAGUUUACAGAAUCACUGGAUCGAUUCCUGCCAGUAACUUCAUUCAGUUGCCUCGCACCAGCACUCAGUCACUGGGGUUGACUGGUAGAUAUCUGUACUGUCUAUUCCGACCGAUUGCUGGAAAGUAUUUCGUAGUCCAUGUGGAUUUAGCAACAGAUGAUGGGCUUACCAUUAGGAUUUCCUUCUCAAAUAUGUUCAAAGAGUUUAAGUCCACUUCAACAUGGCUGCAGUUUCCAUUUGUCUCCAGCCCUCCCCCUGGUUCAGUGGAUGAAGUCACCCUCAGUGAGACAGGCACUAUAACAAGUCUUGUGGGCACCACAUCUCAAACUACCCGCUGGACUGUUCUGGUGCUAGAUUUUCGAUACAUCCUGUCUGUUUACUUGAAUCGCCAGUAUUCUUACAUGAAAAACAUUCCCUUGUGUGCCAACAUGUUUCUCAAAGGACUUUUUACUAGUGACAUAGAUUAUGCACCUGGUAUAUCUGCUUUUGAAGCCAGAAAACUAGGCUUGUUAGAUAAAGGAAUUAGUCCUUUGCCAAGGGAAAUGGCAUUUCCUUUAGCCAAGGGAGCAGAUUGGCACCAGUUAUUUGACUAUAUCAAGUUCCCUCCUGAUUCCAAAAUUGCAAAAUUUGGAAUCAUGGUAAAUAUGAAGUCAACAUUACAGCAUGCUAAUGACAAGCAACCUCCCACCACAAGGGAAGAAAGACCAACCAGAGUGAAUCAUGUCAGUCAAGUUGGUUCACGGGCAAAACUUUCCCAAGAAACAUCUCAGUAUUUAGGGGGUGAAGCAAAGACACCCCAAGCAGUAGCCUCAAGAAUAGCAUUAGUAGACAGACUUAAACCACACAAGCAGCACCCAAAAAAGCCCAAACACAUUGUUCCUACUGCCCUACCAGCAGCAGUAGGGAUCCAAGGUGCACAGGCGGCAGAUCCAAAUUUUGGAGAAGUACAUGUCUAUGCACAUCCAAAUAAAUCUGUCAGUAAUCUUCAACAACGGAAAAAACAAGAGAAGGUACCACUCACGAAAGUGCACUGCCAUGUUUCGAGCUGAGGUGCAUGAUGUGCACUGCAUAAGUCUUUCAUACAGUGGCAACAUCUUAUGUGGUGUUGGGAAAGACAACUUUGGAAAGCAGCUGAUUGUGGUUUGGGAUGUCAGUCAUGCCAUGAGAGGUGGAGAGGUUUCCAUUAUUGCCAAAGCACACACUGAUAUUGAUAUUCAGCGCAUGAGAAUUGCAGAUUUUGAUGAUAGCAGGUUGAUUUCCUGUGGCAAUGACAACGUUCGUUUCUGGCGAAUUCGCCAUGGCUCCUUGAGGUCUUGUCCAGUAGAUCUUGGUCGUCAAGCCUCUGUCCAUUUCACUGAUAUAGCUUAUGGACCUAAAAAUCCCACAAGCACAGAUCCAGCAGUUAGAAAAGUUUAUUCCUGUACAAACCAAGGGACAAUUUAUCAGAUUGACUAUCAGAAGAUCAUGCUGGACAAAGUCUUCAGACUUCUUCCUAUUGGAACUCGUAACAACCAAUUGGGCAAGUAUGGUGGUACAACUCCAACUGAGUUUGGAAUCAGACUCAAUGCACUCUGUGUAAAUGAGUCAUUUUGUGCCACUGGCUCAGAUGAUGGUUUUCUUAGAUUGUGGCCUUUGGAUUUUUCCACUGUGUUCCUUGAAGCUGAACAUGAGGGCCCAAUCACUGCUGUCAACAUUUCUAGUGAUGGACUUAAUGUGUUAGCAGGAACAAAUACGGGUAAUCUUGGUGUGUUGAAUACGUCAGCUCGCACCUACUCUACACUGAUGAGAUCUCACAUACAAAAGAUCUCAGCCAUGUCGUUUGAUUCCACUCACCGUUAUUUGGCCACAGUGUCCUUUGAUGAAUCAAUAAGAAUCUGGGAUCUUGACACUCUUGCACAGCUGUUUGACUUUCAAGCUCCUGGUGAGCUCCCCUGUGCCAUUGCAUAUCACCCUCAGCGGCAGUGCUUUGCCUGUGGGUUUAUGUCUGGAUGUGUAAGAGUGUUCCAUGUUGGGACAACAAAUCUGCUAGCUGAACAUAACCAGCAUGCUGGCCAAGUGACAAGCUUGGUGUUUACACCUAAUGGAGAGUUCAUGCACAGUGCAGGGGCACUAGGUUCUCUUUCAUUGUACGAUGCUGGUGAUGAAGAAUUCCAUUUAAUUCGCAUGUUACCCAACACAGUUGCAAUGGGUGCUAAGUUUGGACCCCAUGUACUGAGUGUAAGUGAAGACAGCCUAAAGUUGGCAUUUAUUGGACCAACAGAAUACACAGUGACAGUUGCUAAUGUCAGAUCUUUGGAUGAGGUUUUAAGGGUAGACAUCAGCACUAUCACUGCAGACCAAUCAAUUGUGGAUUCUGCUUGCCAUGUCUGUUUUUCACCCCAUUCUCUGAAACAGUUACUGGUCAUCACUUCAACAUCAAGGUUGCUGAAGCUUGACUCUCAUAGUGGACUCUUGUUAAGUGAGGUUUCCAAUAUUCAUCGAGGCAACUGUUCGAGUUUAGCUGUCAACUGUGAUGGAAAAUACCUGGCCACAGCUGGAGACAGAGUUGUGAAGAUUUGGGACUACCAUAUGCGACUGGACAUUAACUUUCAGGUUUUUAUUGGCCACUCAGAUCACAUUCAGCAAGUUGCUUUCACUCCAGAUAAUCUUGGGCUGGUUAGUGUGGGGGAGGCCAUUUUGUUGUGGGAUUUUCAUGGAAGAGUGAGGCAGAGACAAGAGAAUGGAAGACGCACGCCCCAGAAGAGUUACAUUCCUGAACUGGCAGCAGACAAAAGUGUGAAAAUCACUCCUGAAAGACCUUACAGUCCACCAAAUGCUCAUCCUAACACAGUCACCCCAAGAAAAUCUGUUCCAGUACCAACUGAAUAUGAACCUCCUCAGUUUGAUAUCAGCCCAAUUCCUGCUGAUGUGCAUGACGUCGAAAAUGAUCGUGGUACCCUUGAUAGAGUGCCGCAGAGUGAGGUUCAUGAUGGUUACUCCUCAGGAAAAAGCAAAAGCUCCCAGAAGCAAGUUUUGCUUGACACUGGUGAAUAUCGCUCCCCUGUCAAGACUAAAUCUCCUGCCAGAAGAUUGAACUUCAAUGUUCCCCCACCUGUUGGAUCAACAGUAGUAAACAUUGAUGCCCAUCGUGUCCCAAACGUCAAGAGGCACUACAGGCGAUGUGCAAGGACUUCCUCCCUAGCUGACCGAAGAUACACAGCUCCUCCAAAUCAGGCAGGACUCCAGCUAAAAUCUGUUCUUGGAUACAAUGGGAAUGGAAGGAAGAAUGCAGUGUGGAAAUAUGACACAGGUCUCUUUGCAUAUACCAGUGGAUGUCUUGUGGUCAUAGAGGACCUUCAUUCUGGUACUCAAAAACACCUUAUGGGGCACGCAGAAGAGAUCUCUACAUUGGCCUUACAGCAUGAUGGCCUUAUGCUAGCUUCAGCCUCUGGGCCAUCUGGAACAGUGGCCAGUCAGAUCCUCUUGUGGAACCUGCCAGAGGGUGUUUGCCAAAAAGUUCUAACCUACCAUGAGCAUGAGAUAGUCUGUCUCGCAUAUUCCCGUGAUGACAGAUUCCUUGUGUCAGUGGGUGAUUACAGGGAGUGUUCUGUUGUGGUUUGGAGCACAAGAGAUUUGGUAGUGCUUACCUCAUCCUUUGCCAGGCAUCCAGUCCAUGACAUCAUGUGGGAUCCAUACACUGCAAAUGAAUUUUCCUCCGUGGGUCAAGAUGGCUCUGUAUUGUUUUGGUUACUGGAUGAGACUGGUGAUCAGAUGACACUCAAUGUUCAUGAGCCAGAGGUUCCAGAUGAACUUAUACAGUCCAAGAAAGUUAGAGAUGAGUACAAUGAUUUCACUGCUGUUUGGUAUGUAGGAGACAGUACUAUGUAUGCUGGUACAAGCUCAGGAAUGUUAUCUGCCUGGGACACCAGGCAAAACAAGUGCUUUAUUCACUGGGAAGGAGACUCUACUGAAAUUGGUAUGCUCAUGGGAUAUGGUGGUACUCUUAUUGCUGGCAGCACCUCAGGAAAUCUCAGACUGUGGUCUGUGGUGGGAGUGAGUGAGAUGCUACGUCCUGGAGAUGCCACCAGAUUGUCCAGCAAUGGUUUAGUUAUGGAAGAUGAAAUGACACUCGACGGAGCCAUUAUUUCUGCAUCAUUUGAUGAAGCAUUGGAAACUGGCAUUAUUGGUACAUCAUCUGGCACAUUGUGGUAUGUCAACUGGGAUGAAAGAACUAGUAUCAGGUUGGUCAGUGGCCAUGCACAGAUGAUUAAUGACUUACUCUUCAGUGGUCCAGAUGACCAAUACUUUGCAACAUGUAGCACUGAUGGAAUCCUACAUCUCUGGAGCAAGGACAACUUGGAACAUCUUCAAUUUCAAGUUGUUGGACAGACUUGCAACUGUGUGUCCUUCAGUCCAGUACCAACUGCCACUCCCACAAAAUCAGUCACAAAAGAGGGACAGACUAUUGCAACUGUCCACCCACAGCCUCAACCUAAUGAUGAGACUGACAUUCACCCGUCACAUUGUGCAGCUGGAUACAGUGAUGGAACCAUCAGAAUAUUUGAUUUGGGUAAAGUGGAAAUGGUCAUGAAAAUGCAGCCUCAUGCUGCUGCAGUGAGAGCAAUAGCAUUCUCAUCUUAUGGAAGGGUGAUUAUCAGUGGCGCGGAAGAUGGUUUGCUGGCUAUUAGUAGUCCCUCCACAGGGUUGACAGUGAGGCUUCUGAAUGAUCACAGGGGUGCACCAAUCACAUGCAUUCAUAUUUCAUCUGUUAAGGAUCAACAGUACCCAAUGUCAUCCCCAUUGCUGUGGCUAGCAGCAAGUGCUGAUCGCCGUGUCAGUAUCUGGAGUGCUGACUGGUCAAAAGACUUCUGUGAGUUAGUGGACUGGCUGACAUUCCCUGCCCCACCCUUUGGACCUGAUGGACAAGCUUUCAAGAGAGGAGACCCUGCCCACUUCUCACAGCUGCCCCCAAGCCUGGCCCAGUUCUCUCCCACAGACCCUGAUAUUAUUGUUUACACUGGCUAUGGCAUGCAGAAAGCUGUUCAGUUUUACAGUCUGUCUCAGAAAAAGGUUCUACGUACUGCUGCACUGACUCAGUGGGUGACCUCCCUUGACAUAUCACCUAAGGGACAUCUCAUUGCUUUUGCAACAGAAGAGCGAUUGGUCAAACUGAUGGACUACAAUGAAGGAAGCUUUCAGGAUUUCACGGGACACUGUGAUGGUGUUAGCAAUGUUAGGUUUGCACCAUCUGGAGAACUACUGUGUUCAACAAGCCAAUCAGAAAUUUUGAUGUGGAAUGUCAGGGCCUAACUUUAUUUGGUUAAAUGAACCAGUAUUGGGGUUCCCAACAGCACAUCACUAUACUUGGAAGAUGGAAUGAAAAGAUGGUACAGUACAACUAGAUGUAGCCUGUAUGACUGAAGAGGAAGGAGAGGGAAAAGUGAAGUUUGUGUGCAAAGCAUGACUAUUUGGAUGACAGGAUGAUCUAACUGGAUCUCACCUUAAUGUCCAGCAAAUGCUGAAAUUACUUUUCAUAGAUAGUUGCAGAAAACUCUUGUGAAAACAAACACAUAAUCUUGUAAAGACAACAGCAAAACAGUAACCUGGUGAAAGGUAAACUACCAUGAAAAUUCUCGAAACAUGACUCUAAAAAAUACAAUUACACUGAUUUAAACACACAGAAUCAUACCCAUCACCACACUCACAAACUUACAAGUAACAUAUUACAAGUGAGCAUAUUCCACCAAAAUGUAUAUCAUGGCUGUCAAGUAACUCUCUUGUUACAUUGCUGUGUAAAUUAAGAGGAUAAAAAUCUGGCAGAGUCUGCAAAAAUGCAAAGAAUAGAAACCUUUCUUGUUUUGAUGUUGUCCUUUCUGGAAAUGUUUUGAAAUGCCAAUCUGUUGCCUUUGUGGUCUAACUUGGUAAAUGACCUCAAAGGCUCCCUGUUAAAAGUAGCUGCAUAAUCUGUAAACAGCAAGACUUCAAAGGAGGUUCACGUGUUUAUGGAGUGAUGUACACACUUGUUGUAUGUAAAAACUGC
Molecule: messenger RNA, 6260 nt
Organism: Stylophora pistillata
Lineage: Eukaryota; Metazoa; Cnidaria; Anthozoa; Scleractinia; Pocilloporidae
Product: WD repeat-containing protein 90
Cellular component (GO): centriole
Molecular function (GO): protein binding
Source: RefSeq, a predicted model, not a curated record